This is a messenger RNA of Paramecium primaurelia, 2586 nucleotides long. Lineage: Eukaryota; Ciliophora; Oligohymenophorea; Peniculida; Parameciidae. The record is from the annotation of a GenBank genome assembly.
AUGAAUUAAUUAGCUAAGAUAUAGUAUAUUCUUGUUGUUGCUUAAAUGGUCCCAAAAAUAGUUAGGACUGUUUCAAAUAAAUUCAGAUAAUAUGAUGAUUAAAUAAAAGUGUAAUAAUCUUAUGGAGAUGAAAAUAUAGAGUUAUCUACAAUCUUCUAAGGUGAUAUGACAUUAGAAUAACAUAAAUAAACUAUUUUUAAACAUUUGUAUUCUUAAAUAUAAUUUUUAGAGAUAAAAUAAAAAAUGAAGUAAUUGAGUUUCUAAAAAAUUAUAAUUUUCAGAAAAUAUAUUGCACAGAAAAGAUAAAAUAAAAAUACUAUGAUGAAAAAAUGAAUUUUUGUCUGAUUAAUUUAAAGGAGAUUGCAUAAAAUAAAUUUUCAAUAUUCACAUAUGAAAUAGGAACAAAAAAUGAAAUAAUUUGGCUUAAUAAAGCACUUACAAAAAUGAAUUAAAUAUUAAUUCUAUAUUUUCAAGUCAAGUUCAAAUAGCUUAACUAUUAAGAAGAUUUUCUAUUAUAUUUUGCUGAAAUUCUUAAGUUUAUUUAAAAACGUAUUAUAAAAAGAGUAUUAAAAUGUCUCCCCUAAGCCUAUUAUAAUAUAUAAAAUCUUCUUUAAUAUGUUUGUGAAAAUAGUAUUUCAAAAGAUUUUUAAUUGGAGAAUUUAGAAAAAUAAUUCCAAACCAAUUAUAAUUUGUAAUUUUACUAGAAGAGUAUCACAGAAACCUAUAAUCGAAUUAUUGAAAUUUUUAAUAAAGAUGCAUUAGAAGAGACAUUAAUUAAAUUUUUAAAUUAAGAAGAUUAGUAAACUCGUGAUAAAUUUAGAGUUUCUGAGGUAAUUGUCAAUUAAUUUCAUAAAAUCAUAAGAAAAAGAAUGAGAUAUAAAAUAUUAAAUAGUCUUCAAAAUUAUAAACAAAGAGAUGAUAGUAUUUUAAAAGACAAAAUAACACAAUUAUUCUUAAAAUAAUUAAAUUAAGUUUAAUUUUUUGGAGGUAUAGAAGAUAAGUAAAUCAAUUAAAAUAUUUAACUAAUAAUAUUUUCAAUAUUUUGGAUAAAAUUAGGAUUUAAUAAAUUUAAGAUAAAUUUUUUGAUAAAAGAAUUAGGAAAAUAUCAUGAAUAUGAAGAUAAUGAUUUUUAAUAAAUAGAUAUAUAAGAUUUAGAAUUACAUUAAAAAAUUGAUUUUUAUGAUUAAAUGAAAAAUUUGGAAAUAUAGUUUAAUAAAGCUAUUGAAUGGUAUAAUUAAAAUGUUGAUGAGGAUACUAAUUUAUUAGUUAUUUGUUAGAUAUAUAUGAUAUUAGCAAAUAUUAAAUUUAAAAAUUAGAAAUUAUAUUUUGGAGAUUAUGAUUCAGAUGCUAGAAAUAUAUUAUUUAUUAUUAUUUAGAAUUUUAAUGAUUUGAAAUUUGGUUAUUUUAAUCAUGAGAUUGUAAAAAUAUGUGAAAAUUUGACUCAUAAUUUAUAGAUGAAAUUAUAUGAAGAUAUAAAUUUGAAGAUUUAAAAGGAAGCAUCUUAAGGAUAUACUUAAAGUGAAUUAUAUAAAUAAAGAAGUCAAAUAAUCUUUAAUAAUGAACCUUAUCAUUUCUUGUUAUAGGAUACAUCUGUUAGUAUUUUAUAAAGUCCCUCUGUCAUAGGAAAAGACUAUCAUUAAAAGCAUAAAUUAUUUGAUUUUAUUUUGAAAACAAAAGAACCUAUUGAUGAAUUUUACAAAAAUUAAUAGUUAAAAUUACUAAAAUAAAAAUAUUAAGAGAUAAAUGACAAUAUAAAUCAAAAAAAAUUAUGUAAAGAGUAUAAAUUUAUCAAUAUUUUGGAAGAACCAAAACUAUUUCAUUUUUAAACACUUUCUAAAGACGAUAAAAAUUCAAAUGUAAUUACUUUAUUGAUUUCUGGAUUUCUUAGUAAGAAUGAAGAUAAAUUAAGUAAGUGGAAGCCUUUAUUAAAUAAUAGAUAUUCUGGUACAUUAAUUGCAUUACAUUGGGAAUCAUUAGAAAUUUUGAAUAUAAUAAAAUAAAUAUCAGAAUGGUUUACAAAUAAGUAGAAUGAGAUUUAUGAUCAGAUUGAAAAUAAUCAGUUUAUAGAAACAACUAAAGAAGCAACAAUAGUAGGUAAAUGUUUAGCUCAUUAUUUGGAUGAAGGUCAUUUAUUUGGAAAUAGAUAAAUUAAUAUUCUAUGUCAUUCUUUAGGUACUGAAAUAUUACUAUAAUGUAUACAUGAAUUAGAUAGAUUUUCUCAAAAGAAACUUAUCAAUGAUAUAAUUUUAUUUGGUGGAGUUGCUGAUAUAUAUGAAUUAUCAAAAAGAAAAUGGAAUUCAGUUUCAGGUUCAGUACAUAAUAUGUAUACAAACAAUGAUGAUGUUCUUAAAUAUCUUUUUAAAUUAAACUGUAAUUUUAAACAUCCUUGUGGUAAAGAUUAUAUAUUAAUUAAUUUUAGGUUUGAAUCCUGUAAAUUUUUUAUAUAAAAAGAUUUAUAAUUAUGAUGUAUCAGAUAUAGUAGGUGGACAUUCAGGUUAUUGGGAGAAAUUAGAUAUAAUCACGAAUAUUAGUGAUUUCAAUAGUGAUUACAAAAUUUUGGUAAAAGAUGUAAAAGAAAUAUACUGA